This is a messenger RNA of Aspergillus welwitschiae, 359 nucleotides long. RefSeq lists its product as uncharacterized. The record is from RefSeq and is a predicted model, not a curated record. Bases 117 to 293 code for a protein of 58 amino acids. Lineage: Eukaryota; Fungi; Ascomycota; Eurotiomycetes; Eurotiales; Aspergillaceae. The transcript has a single exon.
UUUUUUUUCGCAAGGGUAUCUCCGGGGCUUGGUGUAAUUCUUUUUUUUCGCACUGCUAUUCCCAUGUGCUGGGGUAGGGUUUCUUUUCAAAACGGGUAUUUGGGCGACUUUACGGGAUGCUUAUCUAUUUGAUCUGUUCUCUUCUUUCACUUGCUUUUCAUGUGCUUGCCAUGAACAUGGAUUUUAUGUACCCAGAGACGUUUGCUUCAACACUGGGUUUGUUAUUUUAUCACUUCUCUUUUUUCCUACGAUCGAAUUUCCCCUCAUCUCAUUUUGUUCUUAUCGCAUGCUGAUUUACAUGCGUCGAAUUUGUAUGUCAAAAUGAACACUAUCCUACUAUUUCAUUCCACUUUUCUUUA